Molecule: messenger RNA, 1645 nt
Organism: Siniperca chuatsi (mandarin fish)
Lineage: Eukaryota; Metazoa; Chordata; Actinopteri; Centrarchiformes; Sinipercidae
Product: monoacylglycerol lipase abhd6-A-like
Exons: 9
Source: RefSeq, a predicted model, not a curated record
UCCCUUUAAGGGAAGAUGAAAGCUGUUGUGUAAUUUGGGUGAAAGAGGAGGAAGAAGAGGAGGAGGAGGAGGAGGAGGAGCAGCGGACUGAAUGGAGAACAGCUUUCUUUGACAGAUCGAAGAGGACUCGACAGGGAGUGUGCAGCGAUGGAGCUGAUAAUGCUAUCAGGAGGCAUCCUGGUUGUCCCCGUCCUCGCCUUCAUCACCUCCUUCCUGUUCUGGCCUGGAGCGCUCCUUAAGGCCUACAACUGGUACUGGCGUCGCAAGCUGGGGCUGGUGGUCCGCUACUCUCACAGUGGAAGCUACCGCUUCUGUUAUUCCAGCCGCGGGACGCCAGGGGGCGCCACGCCAUCACUGCUGCUGCUGCACGGCUUCUCCGCCACCAAGGACAUGUGGCUACCUGUCAUCAAGCAUCUCCCCAGAAGCCAGCAUGUGGUUUGUGUGGACAUGCCGGGGCACGAGGGGACAAGUCGCACCGGCGCCGAGGAUUACAGCAUUCAGGGCCAGGUCGCCGAGGAUUACAGCAUUCACGGAUGGAUACACUGUUGUUCUCCUAAGAGACGAUGAAUUAGAUAACUCCCCUCUCUCUGUUUGUGUCUCUCUGUGCAGUUUGUGCAGAGUAUUGGUCUGGAUAAACGACCCUUCCACCUGGUCGGGACAUCGAUGGGUGGGAACGUCGCAGGGGUGUACGCUGCACAUUACCCUGCUCACCUGUCCAGCGCCACCUUGAUUUGCCCGGCAGGUCUGGUUUAUCCCACAGACUCUGAGUUCAUCAGUCGUCUGAGGGAGUUGGAGAAUAGUCAGCAGGAGGAGUCGAUCCCUCUGAUCCCCUCCACUCCUCAGGAGCUGGAGGACAUGCUGAAACUCUGCUGCUACACCCCCCUCAACCUCCCCCGGCAGGUCCUGCGGGGUCUCCUUGACAACAGGAUCCCCAACAAUGGUUUCUACAAAGAAGUGUUCAUGGAGAUCGUCGGGGAGAAGUCUCGUCACUCGCUGCAGGAAAACCUGCAUCUGAUCACAUCACCUCUGCAGGUCAUCUGGGGGACAGAAGACCAGGUGGUGGACGUGUCGGGGGCAGCAGUGCUGCAGGCGGCGCUGCCAAACUGCCAGGUGGCGCUGUUGGACAACUGUGGUCACUCUGUGGCGUUGGAGCGGCCCAGGAAAGCCGCCAAACUCAUCACAGACUUCCUGUCUGCGCAGGAAGUUAACGAUGAAAACGCUAAGAAACUUUCCUGAAGAAAAUUUUUGAACCGUAUGCCGACCCCUGACCUCACGAUGGAUGAUGAAGGCGAGGAGAAUGAAGGUUAUGAUGAAGACGAUGAGGAUAAUGAUAUAAGAGUUUUCUACGACAGCGUUUGCAUCUCUUAAAAUUAAAUGAACGAAUGCACAAAAGUGGGACCGACUGACAAAUAUUCCUGAAGUUUUUACACACAGCACCGUGCAGGAGGCUGUUUUAGUUGUUAAGGUUGAAUGAAAACAUCCCACGUUGGGAUUUUGCACAUUUCGCUUUCAGAAAAACUGUAUUUCGGUCUCUUGUUUCAUGUGAGUGGCAGGUGUUUGUUUGUGUUUGAAGUCUCCUGCUGUUAACCGACUGCAUAUUUAACCUCAUUAAAAACACAUUCAGAUUGAAAUUGAGAAUGACAAA